AUGGUUUUUGAGUGGCUAGACGAGGGCAAGUUUCACCGUGUUCCCAAGUUGGAGCCGGGUCCUCCUAACGUUUACUUUGGCGAUGUUUUCUCCUCCGCGUCACAAGACGCCCCGAACCUCUUGGCUGGAUCUAUGUUCCUCCUCGAGCAAAUUGACAAUCCCGAGCCGGCUCCCCUAUACGACUACGAUGAGACAGGAGUUGUGCUGAAAGGCGAGCUGCACCUCGAGGAUGAGAAGGGAAACACUGCUAAGCUGUUCCCGGGAGACACCUUCUUUAUUCACCGUGGAAGCAGCAUCAUCUUCUCUACCCCCCGAUACGCUGUGGCCUACAAAGUUGGAGCUCGUCCUAAAUUGUAG
Messenger RNA from Penicillium expansum, 357 nucleotides. RefSeq names its product Ethanolamine utilization EutQ. The record is from RefSeq and is a predicted model, not a curated record. Lineage: Eukaryota; Fungi; Ascomycota; Eurotiomycetes; Eurotiales; Aspergillaceae. The transcript is spliced from 3 exons. Bases 1 to 357 code for a protein of 118 amino acids.